UCUCGCGCCGCCAUAUUGAACACAACCCGGCGAUCCAAGGCUUGGGGAGAAACUUUGACGCAGGCUGCUUUCGAGAACCCGCAUUCUUGACGAACCAAAACAGGGUCGUUGGCAAGCUCCUAGAGUGGAUCCGACGCACGAGGGCGAGAAACAAUCAAAAUGAUUAACUGGCCGACUAUUUUUCGUCGCCGUUCUACUCAAUGCGGCGACGAGAAGCUUCACCUUCAAUCCGGCAUCAUAUGACCGCGGUCUCGAAGGGCUCACAGAUGGCUUCCUCAAGCAGGUAAUGUCCAGAAUCCAGGGAUCCGGCCUGGACUUAUCGGACAGCUCGCUCGAGUUCGCCUCCGACCAGCGUGCCAAACACGAGGAGCCGCCGCUUUCAGCGGACGUGUACCAGCGUGACCCGACCUUUGGCGCGCACCACCUGGGCAGGUACAGGAAAGAAAACGGCGACCAAGCUCAGCAGGUUGACAUCCUCGGAGGACCUAGCAUUCGCGACCAGGAGUACUUGCAGCACAGCUCGCUCUGGGGGCACCAGUACGUCACCGGUGGCGCUGGUGAAGGCUUCCAGCGCCUGAAGCCUGAUGGCAUCGCAAAGAAUGUUCAGGUGGUCAAGACUGACGCUGUCCUUCCAGCCUACUGCAAUCCACCAAACCCUUGUCCCAAAGGAUACACAGCUGAGGACGGCUGCCUUGAGAAAUUCGAGAACACGGCUGCCUACAGCCGAGACUACCAGGCAGCACAGGACUGCAUGUGCGAUACGGAGCACAUGUUCGACUGUCCCGGCGCCACGCAGGAGAACGAGAUCGACGCCCUGGCUCGCUCCAUCCAGAACGAGGGGCUCAUGGAAUCCACGCUGGACCGCAUCGUGCAGCACAUUGACCCAACCGUACCGGUGGAAGGACAACAUAAAACAGUCAUGGCUAAGAAGUUCUUCAAGAAGGAGAACCACGCGUCCUAUGCAAAGCGGUACUCUAGAAAAUCCAAGAAGUCUGUGAAGCAGCCCAAGACUACACCUGCCAAGAACCCGUACCUUCAAGGCGAGAAGCUACCGGUGGUCGCAAAGAAAGCGCCUCUGGCACCACGAAAAUGAGAAACGGAGGAGUACAAUUAUAUCAUCUAAAUUGGUGGCACGUUUACAAUAUCUCGUUCAUGUGUGAUACGUUACGUGAUUAUGUAGAGCAAGUGUCGCUCACACGUUCCUUUUAAGACAUCGCGAUAUUGCUGUUGUAGACGAAUGCUCCAGGGAGUGUUUCGACCAAUAAAAUAUUUUGUGUUGUUGAAGCUUC
Molecule: messenger RNA, 1289 nt
Organism: Rhipicephalus microplus (southern cattle tick)
Lineage: Eukaryota; Metazoa; Arthropoda; Arachnida; Ixodida; Ixodidae
Gene: 7B2
Product: Secretogranin_V domain-containing protein 7B2
Biological process (GO): neuropeptide signaling pathway; regulation of hormone secretion
Cellular component (GO): secretory granule
Molecular function (GO): enzyme regulator activity
Source: RefSeq, a predicted model, not a curated record